Messenger RNA from Rhinichthys klamathensis goyatoka, 1343 nucleotides. Its product is annotated as C3a anaphylatoxin chemotactic receptor. The transcript has 2 exons. Gene Ontology annotation, cellular component: plasma membrane. Gene Ontology annotation, biological process: inflammatory response; positive regulation of cytosolic calcium ion concentration; phospholipase C-activating G protein-coupled receptor signaling pathway. The coding region runs from base 36 to 1130 and encodes 364 amino acids. The record is from RefSeq and is a predicted model, not a curated record. NCBI's taxonomy places the organism in Eukaryota, Metazoa, Chordata, Actinopteri, Cypriniformes, Leuciscidae. Gene Ontology annotation, molecular function: complement component C5a receptor activity; G protein-coupled receptor activity.
CACACACACAUGCUCGCAGACCUCUGAGUCAAUCCAUGCAAGACAUCCAGAGCCUCCACAGAAGAGAAUCAAUGUCUACCGACGCCCCGAUGAACGCGACACACACCACCAUCUACCCCAGCGACGGCAUGCGAGUCCUGCAGAUGAUCGUGACCGUGGCGAUCUUCAUCGUGGGCGUUUCUCUGAACGGUCUGGUGGUCUGGGCGUUGGGGGUUCGAGUUUGGUGCCGGAAUAAAGGAGCAAGCCGCGAGACGCAAAGCGCCGACAGCUUUCGGAUUUACGUCGUGAACCUGGCGCUUGCGGACUUGGUGCUGCUGUUGCGUACGCCACUAAUGCUACCGUACUUAGCGAACCACUUCACUUGGACAUUAGGGGAGCCCGUAUGUAAGCUGGUUAUUUACUUGCGCUGUCUUGGAUUGUACGCGAGCGCGUUCUUGCUGUGCGCCGUCGCGGUGGAGCGUUGCUUGUGUCUGCUGAGACCAGUUUGGGCGCGAUUGAAACGCCCUCGGUGGGCCGUGCCGUUAGCAUGCGCUGCCAUAUGGGUGUUAGCCGCGGCAUUCGCGGCACCUUACAUUAGCACGGCUAAAAUCAUUCUCUGGGAGAACCGUACGGCAUGCAUUGAAAGCGAAAUGGGAGUAGGACAAGCUUUAAUAGUUGUGGAAACCGUAGCAGGAUUCUUGCUACCACUUGUGAUCUUCUUGUCUUGCAAUAUAGCAGUGGUUUUUUGCGCGAAGAAGGCCGAAGGCGCCGUGUCUUCGCCAACCUCGUCAUCUGGACCGAGUUACACAUCCCAGCGUUUGACUCGUCUCUACCGGGUCCUCUUCCUCACAAUGCUCCUCUUUCUGACUUGUUGGGUCCCUUACUUUACAUGCCGCUUUUUAAGGGCUCUUACAUACGAUCGGCCGGACUGGAAGAAGGUCAGAGAGGGAGCGAUUGGAGGCGCUUACGUAGCGCUAUUUCUAGUGUACAUAAAAAGUGCGCUCAAUCCCGUCAUGUACGUGUUCGCGGCUCGAGGACUCGGACGCACCGUUCGUGCGUCACUUCUCUCCACGAUCGAGCGAGUCUUCAAUGAGGAAUUAUCCGAGUCUUUACGAAGAAAGUCUUUGCGGAGGAGAGACUCUCAGUUUUAGUGGAGCUUCAAGAGGCCGAUCUGUACGACAAAAAUUGGAUAACCAACCAGGGGUGUGUUUCCCGAAAGCAUCGUUAGCCAAAGUAUGGUCACAAGUUCUGUCGUUAUCAUCAGUUCAGCGAGUCGGUGUUUCCCGAAACCAUCGUUCCCACGAACAUUCGCAAACAGAAUCGCAAAGUUGUGUGUGUGAGCGACAGAUCUCGAGCUGCGGUCA